Talaromyces proteolyticus is the source of this 2370-nucleotide messenger RNA. RefSeq lists its product as uncharacterized. The coding region runs from base 204 to 2114 and encodes 636 amino acids. Gene Ontology annotation, molecular function: DNA-binding transcription factor activity, RNA polymerase II-specific; zinc ion binding. The transcript has 5 exons. NCBI's taxonomy places the organism in Eukaryota, Fungi, Ascomycota, Eurotiomycetes, Eurotiales, Trichocomaceae. Gene Ontology annotation, biological process: regulation of DNA-templated transcription. The record is from RefSeq and is a predicted model, not a curated record.
CAGAUUUUCUGCCUCUCCCACCUCCACUACUCAUCUUCACUCGACUGUUGUCCAUCUUCCGCAAAUAUGCCCCGCCCGACACUCCGCGCCCUGUGCUGAAAGACUCCUAAUAGAUUGAUCUUGAUCUAUUGAUGUCACUGCUAGCUAGUGGAUGAUCUGCUAACUUGACUCAGCAAGCCACUAGCUGCUCGCGCUGUCUCCCAAUGGCGGUCGUCAUGAACGACUCCUUCCAACAACUGCUCCAUGCUGCUACUGAGCCCGACUUCCAGCCACCCGAUGCUGCAGUUCUGUCAGCCUUUGGUAUUAUCGGUUCGGGCUCGGACAGCGGUGGAGAGGUAACUCAGGGCAGGCUGGAGACUGCCACUGUCCGGAGGCGCCCUGCUCCUAGAGGCACAGCUGCCUAUCCGCGAAAACGAGCGAAUAGAGCCUGUCAGGUUUGUAGGGCACGCAGAACAAAAUGCGACAAUAAAAAGCCGUCAUGCUCAUUCUGUGAGAAAGUCGGAGCCAAGUGCAUCACGACUCCGACUGAUUUAUCCUCGUUUGACCCUGCAAGCCUGGCAAUCUUAGACCGUCUAGAGCAGCUGGAACAGCUGAUUCGUGAAAAAUCAACGGUAUCAAACUCGCAGCUGCCACCCCCGCCUCCUGCUCCAGCUCCGGUUGAAGAGUUUACCUUGAGCUACGGAUCUCCAGCUCCUGAUUUGCAUUUCGGGCCUGAUUUUAGUACAGUCACGAUUGAGACGGUACUCGCCUGGGAUGUCUUUCGUGGUCGUUUUAAUUCCCAACUAGAUCUGAAAUCUCUCCUCAGGGACGUUGAAUCGCCACCAUCCCCCAACACCUCUCCAGUAGGGGAGACGAUCCCCUUAAUUAAUAGCCUGGAGCUGGGCUCCUGCAACAGGCUGCUUGACAGCUUCUUGGUACGGGUUCAUAUUGCUAACCCAAUCCUGGAUAUUGGGCUGGCCCGCGGAUAUAUGAAUCACGCUUGUAUCCAUGGGGUUGGCUGGGACGCUCAAUCCUGUCUGGUGCUUCUUGUUUGCGCGCUAGGAUCCAUUGCAGAGGCAUUCCAUGAUGUACAUGGACAUACCUCUCUUAUGACACGGAACUCCCCUAGUUUUACCCUUGCUAGGGUAUUUUUCGAGGCCUCACAAAAGCGUAUCGGUUUACUUUUACGUGGCAGCGGAGUCUUGGAGGCACAAUGCUUUUUCUACUCUGGUGUAUAUCUUAUGACCAUUCAGCAGCCUAUGGAUGCAUGGAAACAUUUUGUUCAAGCUGCCGCGAUUUCGCAGGGAUUCGACUUUCCCAAGAAGCCUUUUAUGGCUGAGCUGCUAACCGAUGAGGAUCUACGGAGGGAGCGAGCUGCUCAAGAGAGCAUUUAUUGGACUUGUUUCAAGUCCGAGCUUGAGGUUCGUAUGGAGCUCUCUUUACCAGGUUUCGGCCUGCAGGAUCUAUCCUAUCCCAGUUCGUUUCCCAGCCCACCAUCAGAUGACCUGGGGCAAGACUCUGCACACGCAUGGUAUUAUUACCUCGCAGAAAUCGCUUUGCGUCGACUUGCAAACCGCAUAUUGUACAACCUCUUCCGAAAUCAGGAUAAUGGUCGAUUUCCUAGGAUUAUUGAGUUGGUGGAGUCGACCGCCGCUUUCGAAGCGCAGGCUGCUGAUUGGAUGGCAUCACUCCCGCCAGUUUUCUCUCUACAAACUCCCGAGGAAGAAGAUGACGUGCUCAAAUUUGUUCUUCGUGGCCAUCUUCUCGAUUGCUACGAGUGGAUGUAUUUCCCAUUCAUGGCCGAAACGAUUAACUUUGGGCGUCGCGGACCAAUUCUUGACGAAUAUACGCGUAAGGGACUACAGAUGUGUGCUGACAGAAUUCGCAAAAAUGAGCCUGGUUUCCAGCACCGACACCACGGUGCAUGGUUAAUGCUGCGCACAUGCACACGAAGUGCUUUGAUUCUCCUUGCAGCCUGCCAUAGCCAGAUGGUGCAAGACCUGAUGCCAGAAGGCUGGAAGGAGGCAGUUGUCAGCGCCAUGGGUAUGCUGCAAUUCUGGGAAGACGAAGUUGGUGAUGCUCGCGAUCGUCUUCAUAUCCUUACCGUCUUGAUGACGGAGUUAGGCUGGCAAUAGGCUAGCAAUGAUAACACGAGAAAACAGAGAGAAGAGGUACAAUUAUUUGGACGAAAAUCCGGGAGGAUGAACUUAUGGCUGAAAAAACCGUGAUAUUAUUUUAGCAUUUCUUGAUCUUGCAUUUUGAGCGACAAACAGAUCUGCUGGGUCAGGUCAACCCUUUUCCAUGUACGGACCUGUAUACUAUAUGUAUUUAUUUUAUUUUCACUCUACUUGUCGUCUCAACACAUUUAGCUUGUUUAUCGACGAAACUCAG